AUGCUCCAGUACAGCGGCGGAGCCAGCGGCGGGUCGUCGUCGUCGACGGCAGCGUCCGGACUCGUGGCCUACAUCCGCAGCCUUCCGCCCAAGCCGGACAACACAUUGCGCCUCUUCUCUCGCAAAGACUACUGGACAGUGGCUGGCGAUGACGCCCUGUUUGUGGCCAUGGAGUACUACAAGACCAAAGCCGUCGUCCGCCACCUUGGCGGCGACGCCAGCUCGCCCGACGCCAUCCCUCACGUCUCCCUCUCGCGCGGCAUGUUCCAGGACACCGUCCGCGACCUGCUCAUGAACCGUAGGCUCAAGGUCGAGGUACAUGCCCGCCGGAGCGGUAAGUGGGCGCUGACCGACACGGCAUCGCCGGGCAACCUCAAGUGCUUUGAGGAUCUGGUGUUCAAGGCCGCCGGCGCCAGCGCCGAGGCCGGCGAAGCAUCGACGACCGCCGGUGCCAGCGCCAUCGUCGCCGUCAAGGUCACGUCAGGACCGGCAGGCUCGGCCAUUCUGGCGGCGGCCGCCGUCGACAUUGCCGCUCGCCGCCUCCGUCUCGCGGAAAUGCCGGAGAACGACCAGUUUACCAACUUUGAGGCGCUCCUCAUCCAAACCGGUGCCUCGGAAGUCAUUCUUCCGGCCAACCUCCCGCCGCAGACCUCCAAGCGGCUGCUUGGCAUCGCCCAAGCUGCUGGCGUCCUUGCCACCACCAAGUCGGCCUCGUCAUUCUCGGCCAACAGCAUCGAGCAGGACGUCCGCCGGCUCACCGGGCUUGACGCCGACAAGCCGCUCGCCGAGCUCGACGCGCGCGCCGCUGCCUCUGCUCUCGGUGCCCUCCUCAAGUACCUCGAGCUGCUGGACGACCCCUCGCUGUACGGCAAGUACAAGCUCUCGGCGCUCAACCUCGCCGAGUACAUGCGCCUCGACGCCGCUGCCCUUGCCGCCCUCCAUCUCUUCGAGACCGGGCCCGGCGCGUCGUCGGCCUCGACCGGCGGCGGCUCGCUCUUCUCGCUCCUCAACAGGUGCAAGACCCCGCAGGGCUCGCGCAAGCUCCACCAGUGGAUCAAGCAGCCGCUGCUGGACAUUGUCAAGAUCAACCGUCGCCUCGACCUUGUCGCCCUCUUUGUCGACGCAGUCGCCGUCCGCACCUCGCUCCACUCGGAGCUGCUCAAGACCGUCCCGGAUCUCUUCCGUCUCGCCUCCAAGUUCCUCAAGUCGCGCGCCUCGCUCGAGGACAUGGUCCGGCUCUACCAGGUCGCCGCCAAGCUCCCGGCCAUCGUCGAGACGCUCAACUCAUGGACGGGGCCGGGCGCGGAGCUCCUAGCCUCGGCCUUUGCCGUCCCGCUCGCCGAAGUCGCCACAGACCUCAAGCCCUUCCAGCAGCUCGUCGAGUCCACCAUCGACCUCGCCCGCGCAGACGCCCACGACUUUGUCAUCCUCCGCUCCGUCGACGCCCAGCUCGACAAGCUCGCCACCGCCCGCGAUGCCCUCAUCGCCCGCAUCGAGGCCAUUCACGGCGACGUCAACGCCCGCCUCGCUGCAAAGGCCAAGGCCAAGUCGUCCGCCGCUUUUGUCAAGCUCGAGGUCAACGACCAGCACGGCUACUACAUGCGCAUCGCCCGCUCCAAGGAGAAGAUCCUCCGCGGCGACGCCCGCUACACCACCCUCGAGACCCGCAAGGACGGUCUCUCCGCCUCGUACCGCACCACCGUCAAGGCCUACGCCGCCCAGCAGGCCGAGAUCGAAGCCAAGGUCCUCGGCAUCGGCGCCACCUACACCGCCGUGUUUGAGGACCUCAACGACAUCGUUGCCUCGCUCGACGUCCUCGUCGCCCUCGCAGAAGCCUCGCUCUCCGCGCCCAUCCCCUACAUCCGCCCCACCCUCGUUCCGCACGGCACCGCCGGCCUCUCGCUCAUCGACUCGCGCCACCCGUGCCUCGAGGCCAUGCCCGACAUUCAGUUUAUCCCCAACAACGUCGAGCUUGGCCCGCCCGGCGACAAGCGCCUCCUCCUCAUGACCGGGCCCAACAUGGGCGGCAAGUCGACGUACAUCCGCCAGGUCGGCGUCAUCGUCCUCAUGGCACAAAUCGGCUGCUUCGUCCCCGCAUCCUCCGCCACCAUCCCGCUCGUCGACUGCAUCCUCGCUCGCGUCGGCGCCGGCGACUCGCAGCUCCGCGGCGUCUCCACCUUUAUGGCAGAGAUGCUCGAGACCGCCUCCAUCCUCGCCACCGCCUCGCCGGCCUCGCUCAUCAUCAUCGACGAGCUCGGCCGCGGCACCUCGACCUACGACGGAUACGGCCUCGCCUACGCCAUCGCCGAGCACAUUGCCAAGGACCUCGGCUCGCUCUGCCUCUUUGCCACACACUUUCAUGAGCUCACCCAGCUCGAGUCGCUCCUCCCUAGGGCCGUCACCAACGUCCACGUCACUGCCCACACCGCAGACGAUGCCCUCACCCUCCUCUACAAGGUCCGCCCUGGCCCGUGCGACCGCUCCUUUGGCAUUCACGUCGCACGCCUCGCCCACUUUCCGCCGCGCGUCAUCAACAUGGCCAAGCGCAAGGCUGAAGCCCUCGAAGACUUUGACUCGAUGGCCGCGGGCCUCGAGUCGGGUGACUUGCCGGCGCCCAAGCGCGCAAAGAACCUUUCCGCAGACAUUGUCGCCGCCGGCGAAGCCGCCAUCAAGGACUUUCUCGCCGCAGCCAAGACCCAGCUGGCGGGCACGGUCCAGCUCGACGACGCCCUGGCCGCAGAGCUCUCCGAUGCCGACCGCUCCGCCCUCUCUCCGCUCAUUGCCAAGCUCCGCAACUCGUCCAACCCAUACGUCGUCUCGCUCCUCGACUCGUUUGCCGUGCAAAGCUGAGCUCAGCACGAUGCCGCGCUGGCGCCGGCGGUGUCGACAACGGUGUAGGCCGCAAGCUCCACCUCGCGCGCGCUCGCCUCCCACUGCAGCAUCCCGCCCAUAAACUCCAGCAGCC
This is a messenger RNA of Thecamonas trahens ATCC 50062, 2965 nucleotides long. Its product is annotated as DNA mismatch repair protein Msh2. The transcript has 3 exons. The record is from RefSeq and is a predicted model, not a curated record. Gene Ontology annotation, cellular component: MutSalpha complex; nucleus. Lineage: Eukaryota; Apusomonadida; Apusomonadidae. Gene Ontology annotation, biological process: mismatch repair; mitotic recombination. Gene Ontology annotation, molecular function: ATP-dependent DNA damage sensor activity; mismatched DNA binding; ATP binding. Bases 1 to 2850 code for a protein of 949 amino acids.